This is a messenger RNA of Myotis daubentonii (Daubenton's bat), 2467 nucleotides long. RefSeq names its product dyskerin pseudouridine synthase 1 (gene DKC1). NCBI's taxonomy places the organism in Eukaryota, Metazoa, Chordata, Mammalia, Chiroptera, Vespertilionidae. Gene Ontology annotation, cellular component: box H/ACA snoRNP complex. Gene Ontology annotation, biological process: box H/ACA sno(s)RNA 3'-end processing; mRNA pseudouridine synthesis; snRNA pseudouridine synthesis. Gene Ontology annotation, molecular function: pseudouridine synthase activity; RNA binding. The record is from RefSeq and is a predicted model, not a curated record.
CGCCCCGCGGCGCGGCACGCACGGGGAGGCGCACAGGUGGGCGGGUUCUAGCGGCGGGGCCUCUGGGCGGUGGGAAUCUAUAGUCGCUCUUUUGGAGGUGGCUCACGCGGUUCGCACGUUCUGCCGGGCAACAUGGCGGAUAUGGAAGCAGUUACUUUGCCCAAGAAGCAUAAAAAGAAAAAAGAAUCCAAGUCAUUACCAGAAGAAGAUGUUGCAGAAAUCCAACACGUUGGAGAAUUUCUCAUCAAACCUGAAUCCAAAGUGGCUCAGUUGGACACAUCUCAGUGGCCUCUGUUGCUAAAGAAUUUUGAUAAGCUAAAUAUAAGGACGACACACUAUACGCCUCUUCCUUGUGGUUCAAAUCCUCUGAAGCGGGAGAUUGGUGAUUAUAUCAGGACAGGGUUCAUUAAUCUUGACAAGCCCUCUAACCCCUCUUCCCACGAGGUGGUAGCCUGGAUCCGACGAAUACUUCGGGUGGAGAAGACAGGACACAGUGGUACUCUGGAUCCCAAGGUGACCGGCUGUUUAAUCGUGUGCAUAGAACGAGCCACUCGCUUGGUAAAAUCGCAACAGAGUGCAGGCAAAGAGUAUGUGGGAAUUGUCCGGCUGCACAAUGCUAUUGAAGGGGGGACUCAGCUUGCUAGGGCCCUUGAAACUCUGACAGGCGCCUUAUUCCAGCGCCCCCCACUUAUUGCUGCAGUAAAGAGGCAACUCCGAGUGCGGACCAUCUACGAGAGCAAAAUGGUUGAGUAUGAUCCUGAAAGAAGAUUAGGAAUCUUUUGGGUGAGUUGUGAGGCCGGCACCUACAUUCGGACGCUGUGCGUACACCUUGGUUUGUUACUGGGAGUUGGCGGUCAGAUGCAGGAACUUCGGCGGAUUCGUUCUGGAGUCAUGAGCGAGAAGGACCACAUGGUGACAAUGCAUGACGUGCUCGAUGCCCAGUGGCUGUACGAUAACCACAAAGAUGAGAGUUACCUGCGGCGAGUUGUUUACCCUCUGGAAAAGCUGUUGACAUCUCAUAAACGGCUGGUUAUGAAAGACAGCGCAGUGAACGCAAUCUGCUAUGGGGCCAAGAUCAUGCUUCCAGGUGUGCUGCGAUAUGAGGACGGCAUUGAAGUCAACCAGGAGAUCGUGGUCAUCACCACCAAAGGGGAAGCUAUUUGCAUAGCUAUUGCAUUAAUGACCACAGCAGUGAUCUCUACCUGCGACCAUGGGAUAGUAGCCAAGAUCAAGAGAGUGAUCAUGGAAAGAGACACUUACCCUCGGAAGUGGGGUUUAGGUCCAAAGGCCAGUCAGAAGAAGCUGAUGAUCAAGCAGGGCCUUCUGGACAAGCACGGCAAGGCCACAGCCAGCACACCCACCACCUGGACACAGGAGUAUGUUGACUACAGUGAUGCCGUGAAGACAGAGGCAGUUGCUUCACCAGUAAAGGCCACAAAGCGGAGUCGAGAGAGUGAAAGUGAUGAGACUUCGCCAGAGCCAGAGUCUCCAGAGCCGGUCAGGGAGAAGGAGAAGGAGAAGGAGAAGAAAAAGAAGAAGAAGGAGAAGAAGACCAAAGCCGCUGCAGAGGGUGCCGGCGAGGCAGCCGAUGGGGACAGUGAUACCACCAAAAAGAAGAAGAAGAAAAAGAAAAUCAAAAUGGAAGUCGUUUCUGACUAGUGGAGAUGACUUUAAGCUAUGUGCCCAGCUGGGAGGAGAAAUUAAAGCCUGAGAAAACAUAGUUCCUUCUGUUCGUAAAGGGUGAGAGCUGAGGCACAUUUAGCUGCUAGCCGAGACCUGAGUGAUGUUACCUGGUGUGGUCAUCCCAUCUUGUCCUGUUUUAAGGAUAUGGGUGCAGGAGGCAGAUUGGAUACCACCCACUUCUCUCCUUGGUAGUGGGGAAGCCUCGCCUUCAGACCCUGCACUGCCUGGUAACCAGCACAGCUGUUUCCUGACAGCUGUUCUAACUCCAUCCUCCUCUACUCGUUUGCUUCUGCCACUCCCCCAUGCCCUUCUGUUAAAAAAGUUGAUAGCAAUCGCACCGUGAAACGGUGUAGAGCAAGUAAAAGAAUAGGACAACCUGUUUGCUGGGGUAAAUCUCCAGCGUGUUAUGAGGAAAGUGGGCUAGGCUGGUGUCAGCGCCACCUUUGUUAUUCCAUCGGCUGGCAAGGACUCCUGGUCUUCCACCUUUCUAGCUAUUCCUAUCCCCCUGGCCUAGCAGUUGGUGCACUUCAGCUUGGGUACAGCCUCAUGUACCUCGGUCCAUCUGACUACUUGUGUUUGUGACAAAAUCCAAAAUGUAUUCUCUUAUUUCUACCCUCUUUCUUUCAAAGGAUGCAAUCGGUCCUUGCUGGGAGAAGGUGGUUGUAAUUUUUACUUAUUAAAGUUUGCUUACUGUGUUUUUUUUAAAGUAUUCCUGUUGGGUUUUCUAAUUGAUGGUGGUCUCAGACUAGCAGAACAAAAAAAUAUAAAGUACUUUGAUUAAAAA